ACAUCAAGUCUGUGUUAAAACAAACAAACAAACAUUUUGAAUGCUGCAUGCCUCAUGCUUGCCAGCGCCUCGCGGGAGAGACCCGGCUAUACUGCAGGAGUGGCCGCCCCUGACUUGCUGGAUCCCAAGUCUGCUGCUCAGAACUCCAAACCAAGGCUUUCGUUCUCCGCAAAACCCGCCGUGCUUGCUUCCCGGGUGGAGAGUGACUCUGCCAUUAAUGUUAUGAAAUGGAAGACAGUCUCCACGAUUUUCCUGGUGGUCGUCCUCUACCUGAUCAUCGGAGCCACGGUGUUCAAGGCACUGGAGCAGCCUCAGGAGAUUUCCCAGAGGACCACCAUUGUGAUCCAGAAACAGACUUUCAUAGCCCAGCACGCCUGUGUCAACUCCACCGAGCUGGAUGAACUCAUCCAGCAAAUAGUGGCAGCAAUAAAUGCAGGGAUUAUCCCCUUAGGGAACAGCUCCAAUCAAGUUAGUCACUGGGACCUCGGAAGCUCAUUCUUCUUUGCUGGCACCGUAAUCACAACCAUAGGAUUUGGAAACAUCUCCCCACGAACUGAAGGUGGAAAAAUAUUCUGUAUCAUCUAUGCCUUGCUGGGAAUUCCCCUCUUUGGUUUUCUGCUGGCUGGGGUUGGUGAUCAGCUUGGAACCAUAUUUGGAAAGGGAAUUGCCAAAGUGGAAGACACUUUCAUUAAGUGGAAUGUUAGUCAGACCAAGAUUCGUAUCAUCUCCACCAUCAUCUUCAUCCUGUUUGGCUGCGUUCUCUUUGUGGCUCUCCCUGCGGUCAUAUUCAAGCACAUAGAAGGCUGGAGCGCCCUGGACGCCAUCUAUUUUGUGGUUAUCACUCUGACAACCAUUGGAUUUGGCGACUAUGUGGCAGGUGGAUCGGACAUUGAAUACCUGGACUUCUACAAGCCUGUGGUGUGGUUCUGGAUUCUUGUUGGGUUGGCCUACUUCGCGGCUGUUCUGAGCAUGAUUGGAGACUGGCUACGGGUGAUAUCUAAGAAGACGAAGGAAGAGGUGGGAGAGUUCAGAGCGCACGCAGCCGAGUGGACAGCCAAUGUCACAGCUGAGUUCAAGGAAACGAGGAGGCGACUGAGCGUGGAGAUCUAUGACAAGUUCCAGCGGGCCACAUCCGUGAAGCGGAAGCUCUCUGCAGAGCUGGCAGGCAACCACAACCAGGAACUGACUCCAUGUAGGAGGACCCUGUCUGUGAACCACCUGACCAGCGAGAGGGAAGUCCUGCCUCCCUUGUUGAAGGCUGAGAGCAUCUAUCUGAACGGGCUGACACCACACUGUGCUGGUGACGACAUAGCUGUCAUUGAGAACAUGAAGUAGCUCUCUCUCUCGGAAGAGUCUGAGGUGAAGCCAUAGGGAAGGGCUUCCCUAGGCUCUUUGUGCCGGUUGCUGGUAGCAUUUAAACAUUGUGCAUGGUGAGCUCAAAGGGAAAGCAAUUAGGUACACCCAUCUGGUCACCUUACAUCAGGGAGUAUGGAGUCUUGAGCAGCACUCUGAGGAGGAUCGAGAGCUGUCCACUGAGUGGCGAGUGACUGACAGGCAGUGUCCCAUGCCUUUUUGUGCCCAGACUGUUUUCCUUCCCCUCCCCCCAAACGUGCCAUAAGACCUCUGAAUGGAUUGGAAUGCUUCACUGGUCAUGUAGAUUGGAGGGAUCAGCCCUUGGUUUUCCAGGGAUCACCUAACUGAGCCUGGAUACUGACCACUUAGGGACGACAACAUUUCUUUUUGUAAAUGGCAAGAAAUUCUUACGCAGCCUUUUACCUAAGAAAUUUUCUGCCAGUGCCUUAUCUUACGAAGAAACAAGACCCUGUCUGGUGGGCCUGUGGUUCCCCCCACCCUCACCCUCACCCUGGGCUCACCUCUGCUGUCUCUCACCCUUCUCCUCCCCUUCGUAUACCUUAUUGUGCUGGAAGCAAUGUGUAGCUUAAUGAAAGAAACAGAUGCCAACCGCAGGCACAGAAGCAACACGGAAGCUCUAGCGUCACGGGCACUGCAGAGAAGGGAGGUCAGAGAGGCCCCUCUGAGUAUUUAUUUGACUGGGGUACCAAUGGUACAGCUAUAUAUAUGUACAGAGUAAUAAUUCCCAGGCCGGUAACCUUGGCUGCUUCCACACGGCCCCCUUUUCUCCCCGGCAGUAUUUGAAGUUUAUCAUUUAUUAAUAACUAGUCAUUUUUAAAGGCAGAAGAUGACAUGAGCACAUACAUCCGUAAUCUAAGCGAUGUGAUAAGAAAACUGUUCAGACUGGUAUAGCACGGUGAUCUUAGCCAGCCCAUAUGGGAGAGAGCAAAUUUGCUCGUACACAGCUCACUGUCAGCUUGGACUGGUGUGAGGUACAGCAGGCUUACACACUUUUCUUAAGUGGUUCUUGCCAAACUGGAGGGAGGGGUGAUGCCCUUCAGAAGGGGGCACAGCCCCAGCCAGCCCAGGGUCCCUCUGUGGCCAUAACUGGGUGUGAGCACAGACCCUGGACUUGGGAUCACUGUGAGUUUUGCACAUGGAGAGAUACAGACUGCUGGCCUACGCCAUCUCUUAACACUAGAGAAAACGCUGAGUAGCACAAUCUACCCGC
Molecule: messenger RNA, 2584 nt
Organism: Apodemus sylvaticus (European woodmouse)
Lineage: Eukaryota; Metazoa; Chordata; Mammalia; Rodentia; Muridae
Gene: Kcnk2
Product: potassium two pore domain channel subfamily K member 2
Exons: 7
Coding region: 55-1335 (426 amino acids)
Biological process (GO): potassium ion transmembrane transport; stabilization of membrane potential
Cellular component (GO): membrane
Molecular function (GO): outward rectifier potassium channel activity; potassium ion leak channel activity
Source: RefSeq, a predicted model, not a curated record